CCCCGGGACCCCCAUUCCGGGAACACCCCUGUUACCCGCCGCUCUGGCCCGGCUGGGCCCCCAGAGUCCGAUGGCGGCGGGCGCGCUGAGGCGCCGGUUGGAGGUUGCUGCUGUGGAGCAGAGGAUGUGGAAGCACCCACUGAACAGAAACUCUCUGAACAAGUGUCACAAGAAAAGUAUCCCAAGGCAGCUUUGUCUUCCCAGAAGGGCCACCCCUGUGAGAGAUGUGGGCCGGUCUUAAGAGACAUUUUCCUCUUGGUUGAUCAGCAAGGAACGCAACACAGUACAAUACUGCUGAGGUGUGGAGCAUGUGCAAAACCAUUUUAUUUCAGUGCCUGGAGGAACCAGCAUCAGGAACAGGACACAACACAGAAUUACCUCCUAAACAGUGUGGACAGUGUCUCACUUGGAGAGAGCUGCAAUUCCCAUAUGUCAUGGAAGCCUCAUACGUCCAGUCAGGUUGGAAAAGACUUCACCAUGACCUCAGGACAUCCAGUGCAAGAGGAUACUGACACCAUGCACAGGGCAAACAAAAUCUCUCAGUCUGGAAUAACUUUUCACAAUACGAAGUAUCAUUAUGUCCAAAUAGAAAAUAAGAAUUCCAUGGGUUGUGAAGAUACACUUUUUGAUGACCAGAGGUUCCUUACAGGGAGACAGUGUUUUGUGUGUUUUGAAUGUGAGAAAUCAUUUUCCAGAAUUUCUGCCUUCCGUGUUCAUCAGAGAGUUCACACUGGAGAAAGGCCUUAUGAUUGCAGUGCGUGCAAGAAAUCAUAUACCACUGGUACUGCCCUCCACAACUAUCACAACGUUCACAAUGGAGUAAGGCCUUAUGAGUGCAGUGAAUGCGGGAAAUGUUUUCCCUAUAGCUAUGUUCUUAGACAUCAGAGAGUUCACACUGGAGAAAAGCCUUAUGAGUGCAGUGAAUGUGGGAAAUUAUUUAGGUGGAGGUCUGGUUUUCUGAAUCAUCAGCGAAUUCACACUGGAGAAAGACCUUAUGUUUGCAGUGAAUGUGGAAAAUCUUAUAUCACUAGUUCUAACCUCAAAAAACAUCAGACAGUUCACAGUGGAGAAAGGCCUUACGAGUGCAGUGAAUGUGGGAAGUUCUUUCGCAGUGCUUCUGCCCUCCGUGUACAUCGCAUUGUGCACACUGGAGAAAGGCCUUAUGAGUGUAGUGACUGUGGGAAAUUUUUUCGUAGGAGGUCCAAUGUUUUGGAGCAUCAGAGAGUUCACACUGGAGAAAGGCCUUAUGAGUGUAGUGAAUGUGGCAAAUGUUGUACCAGUAGGUCUGGCCUCUAUAAACAUCACAGAGUUCAUACUGGAGAAAGGCCUUAUGAGUGCAAGAAAUGUGGGAAAUCUUUUGCCAGGAGCUUUACCCUGCGUUGCCAUCAGAGAAUUCACCUUGGAGAAUAACCUUAUGACUGUAGUUUAUGUGCAAAUACUUUCAUUAGUAGGUCCACCUUUUGUCAUCAUUGAGCUGUUUA
Phyllostomus discolor (pale spear-nosed bat) is the source of this 1481-nucleotide messenger RNA. Its product is annotated as zinc finger protein 239-like. NCBI's taxonomy places the organism in Eukaryota, Metazoa, Chordata, Mammalia, Chiroptera, Phyllostomidae. Gene Ontology annotation, molecular function: RNA polymerase II cis-regulatory region sequence-specific DNA binding; DNA-binding transcription factor activity, RNA polymerase II-specific. Gene Ontology annotation, biological process: regulation of transcription by RNA polymerase II. The transcript is spliced from 2 exons. The record is from RefSeq and is a predicted model, not a curated record. The coding region runs from base 430 to 1410 and encodes 326 amino acids.